UAAUGGCCAUUAGAUUUAUGAUUAGAAAAGGAUUUAUAUUAUUAUAAUGGGAACAUAAAGGAAAAAUGAAAGAACAGAUUUGGUCGUUCUCAUCUCUCCCAGACGGCAAAGAAAGGAAGAAAGAACAAAGAAAUUUUCUCUCCAUGCAGUGAGUUCAACCCAAGAGCUUAAUAUCAAUAUAAUCUCCCAAAGAACCAAAGUGAAAACCUGCACCCAAAAAGCGACGCUUGAGCACGGCACGAAUGGCGUCGUCUAACGUCGGCUGCUCAUUGAAAAUCUAUGAAGCAGCAAACUAUGUAUCUCCGGCUGCUGGCGGCGGAGGCGGCUGUGCCGUUAUUCAAAUGCGUGUCAAAUUAAGGUAUCAACUUUUCGUCAAAGCCUACGACGUUGAGUUUUUGGUAGAAGAAAUCAUUACCCCGGAAUUUGUGACUGCCGUCUCCGUGCCGUUGGGCUCUUUCUUGUCCGGUUUCAGCGUGAUGAUCGUCUCCAAAGUGCUGGCGGACCUCAAGGUGGACGCCAAAGUUAUUGAAUACUCGAGUCCGAAGAUCGCUAAGUUCGUCGUUGAUAUGGCCAAACGUUGGGGCUCAGCGGUUUCGGAUUUUAUGACGGUGGCCGAGAUUUCGAUCAAUAAAACCGAUUAUAUUCGUGAGAAAGAAUUUGAUAGGAUAUCAAUGACAUUGAGUUCAAAAGCUAAAUCAUCGCUUAUGAUGCAGAAUCGGAAAUCAGAGAAUCCGAAUACUUGAUGAAUUUAUUAAUUUCUCUUUGGGAAGUUUUUUUUUUUUUUUUUUAGGAUUUUAAUUUUCAAUGUGAUAAUAUUUAGUUUCUUGGAAUGCAUGUAACUUCCUAAAAUUUUGGUGUAAGAAAUAGUAGUAUUUGAUUGAAAAUAAGUGAUAAAUUCUCAAGAAAA
This is a messenger RNA of Gossypium arboreum, 907 nucleotides long. RefSeq lists its product as uncharacterized. Bases 243 to 743 code for a protein of 166 amino acids. The record is from RefSeq and is a predicted model, not a curated record. Lineage: Eukaryota; Viridiplantae; Streptophyta; Magnoliopsida; Malvales; Malvaceae. The transcript has 2 exons.